This is a messenger RNA of Ricinus communis (castor bean), 1887 nucleotides long. RefSeq names its product probable flavin-containing monooxygenase 1. The transcript has 5 exons. NCBI's taxonomy places the organism in Eukaryota, Viridiplantae, Streptophyta, Magnoliopsida, Malpighiales, Euphorbiaceae. The coding region runs from base 69 to 1634 and encodes 521 amino acids. The record is from RefSeq and is a predicted model, not a curated record. Gene Ontology annotation, molecular function: NADP binding; flavin adenine dinucleotide binding; N,N-dimethylaniline monooxygenase activity.
CUGAAACAAUCAUCUUUCAUAUCUCUCUUAAUUUUAUCUUUAGCACUUGAGAUCAUUAAUUAGCCAGUAUGGCUAGACAAAGUCACCUUUUGGUCUCAAGAAUUGGCAUUAUUGGAGCUGGUGUGAGCGGUUUAGCUGUGCUUAAGCAGCUAUCCCACCACAAUCCGCUAGUAUUUGAGUCUAGUAAUUCUCUUGGUGGAGUAUGGAAAAGUUGCUCCUAUCAUUCCACCAAACUUCAGUCCUGUCGUGCAGAUUAUGAGUUCUCUGAUUUCCCUUGGCCUAAUAGAGAUGACCCAAGUUUUCCUUCUCAUCUUGAGAUUCUGGAUUACUUGUCGUCUUAUGCUCAGUGUUUUGACCUUUUCAAGCAUAUUAGGUUCAAUUCUAAGGUGGUGGAGGUCAGGUUCGUCGGUGACAGGGAACCUGCCGAUUGUAAUGGAACGUAUGGAGAGUAUGGAAGCCUACUUCCCGGUCAUCCAGUUUGGGAGGUGGCUGUGCAAACCAAUGAUUCAGACACUGUUCAGUGGUACGGAUUCGAAUUUCUUAUAAUAUGCAUCGGAAAAUAUGGUGAUAUACCAAAGAUUCCUGAAUUUCCUCACAAUAAAGGCCCGGAAAUAUUUAAAGGAAAGGUUAUGCACCCUCUGGAUUACUGUAAACUUGAGAAGGAAGCUGCUUCAGAGCUUCUGAAAGGAAAGAAGGUGGUGGUUGUUGGGUUCAAAAAAUCAGCCAUCGAUUUAGCACUGGAGUGUGCUGAGGCCAACCAAGGUCCAGAUUGGCAGCCGUGUACCAUGGUGGUAAGGACCUUACACUGGACUGUACCUCAUUACUGGGUGUGGGGCUUGCCAUUUUUCUUGUUCUUUUCCACAAGAUCUUCUCAAUUUAUCCACGAAAGACCUAACCAAAGCCUCCUCAAGGCCCUGCUUUGCCUGCUUUUAUCUCCAAUGAGACAUCUAGUUUCCAAGUUCAUAGAGUCCUAUCUGCUCUACAAACUUCCUCUGCAGAAGUACGGAUUAAAACCCGAUCAUCCUUUCGUUGAAGAUUAUGCUUCAUGCCAGAUGGCCUUAAUGCCAGAAAAUUUCUUCUCCGAGGCUGACAAAGGCAAGAUUCUGUUCAAAAGAGCAUUUAAAUGGUGGUUCACUAAGGAAGGACUUGAAUUUGAAGAUAAUACUAGAUUGGAGGCUGACGUUGUGAUGCUUGCAACUGGUUACGAUGGAAUGAAAAAGCUAAAAAAAAUCAUGCCAGAGCCUUUUUGCAGUUUGUUAGAGUAUCCUGCUGGUGUCAUGCCCUUAUACAGAGGAACAAUUCAUCCACUUAUCCCAAACAUGGCUCUUUUGGGAUACAUAGAAAGUGUUUCAAACCUUCACACAGCAGAACUACGAAGCAUGUGGCUGGCAAGGCUACUUGACAAUCGAUUUAAGCUUCCAACUGUGGAGAAGAUGCUUGAACAAGUUUCUAAGGAGAUCGAAGCUAUGAAGAGGACAACAAGGUUUUACAAGAAAAAACAUUGCAUCUCCACUUUUAGCAUCAACCACAGCGACGAAAUCUGUGAAGAAAUGGGGUGGAGUUCUUGGAGGAAAAAGAAUUUCCUGGCGGAAGCAUUUAGCCCAUAUGGCACUCAGGACUAUCGGCAGGUGUAAUAGCCUAACAAGUACAUCAAUAUCCAGUGCCAUUCUUUAUGUUCAAACAUAAUAAGCACAUUAGUGCGCAUCUCGGGGUUUUUGUAUGAAAGAAAAAUAAGGAAAUAGUAGUUGAAAAGUAAAUCAACUUAUCAUGUAUAGGAUAUGAAAUCCAAAUGUUCAAUAAACUGUAUUAUUCAUCUAAGAGAAAGUGUAAUCCUUUUUGGUACUUUGAAGUCAUCCAGAAAUCAGAGACAAUGACAGGUGUUUUUAA